AUGACAGUUAGAGCUAUAACAAAUGAAUCAGAUUAUAAAAUUCAUUAUUUAAUAUUGAUUUUAUUCUUAUAACCUCUAAAUCAUUACAUAUUUUAUACAGUGAAGAAAAAAUAAUGUUCACAGUAAAUUUAAACUUAAAAUAAAUAGAAAUUCAUAAUCUAGCAAACUUCAAAAGAGGAUGUAUAAUGUCUUUCUAAUGAUAGUAAGGCAGAGAAUUUAAAAUCUGAAAUAAAUGAAAGUGUAAUUGUUAAUAUAAACAAUUAUGAUUUAGAAUUUCCAAAAACAUAAUAAGAACAUAAAUCAAUUAGUAUAAAUAAAGAAACUAUAUAAGAAAGAGUGAUCAUUAAAAAAUAGCCUUUAAAUAUGUAAAAAACAACGACGAAUUCUUCUCAUUCAUUAAGAUAAGAUCAUUUAAAAUUAGAAACUCAUAUGGAUUCAAAAUACUCAGAUUUAGUUGCUAUAAUGAGUAAACUUCCAUUUGGUAUAAUUUUCGUUGAUCAACAGUUAAGCAUUUUAGAUUAUAAUUAAAAAGUCCUUUAAUUAUUAGGAAUUACAAAUCCAGAUAAUAUAAUUUCAUUUUUAGAUGAAGCAUUAUAAAAGUAUAUUAUUUAAUUAAUUAGAAAAGAAGUGCAGAAAUUUAAGAAAUUCGUUCUUCGAAAAAAAUUUAAAGAUCUAUGAAUAAAUCAAGAAAAAAAUUGUCACUCUUCCAAUAGGUUUCCAUAAACAUUUAAAAAAGAUAAUUCGAUGAAUAGAUUCCAGAUGUAGUUUCUCAAUAUUUUAAUUUUGGAUCUUAACCAAAAUUGGAUAAUGAAAGUUAGUAGGAAGGAAAUAUAAAAUCAAUUUUUCAUUAAUUUUAGAAAAUUCAUUAAAGCUAAUAAACAUCAGCUUCUAGGGAAACAUUUUAAUUUAUUUUAGAAUUAGAUUCAAUGUAUGGUUCUUAAUGCAAGUCUAAGUAUAAAAGUUUAAAACUAAAGAUUUUUUAAGUAGAUGGAGAUUCAGAAUGGGAAUCACAUGUUUAUUUAUUUGUAUUAGAAAAUAUUACAAAAAGAGAAGAAUUUAAAUUACUAAAUCAUAAAUAUAAAUUCCAAUAAGCUCUCUUAAAUUCAUUAUGUCAUGAAUUAAGAACUCCAAUAAAUUGUGUUAUUUCUUCACUAUUUUCACUAAAAGAUGAAUUAAAUGCUGAAUUAUUAGAAUCACAUCUAAAUCCUGCAAUUGUUUCAACAAAGAGAUUAGAAUACUAAUUAAAUGAUAUUUUAGAUUAUGCUUAAAUCCAAUGUAAAGCAUUGAAUCUUAAUAAAUCUUGUUUUUUAUUAGAGGAAAUAUUUUAAUAAUUAAAAGAGCUAUUUUAUUUUGAAUGUAUUUAAAAACAAAUCUAGUUAAUAAUAGAAGAUGAUCAUUAAAUUAGAUUAUAUACAGAUAAAGAACGAUUAUUAAGAGUUCUUAUCAAUUUAAUUGAUAAUUCUGUAAAAUUUACAAAUAAAGGAGGAAUGAUUAAAGUAUCAUCAGAAGUAUAUUAAGAUCAAAUUAAUUUAAUUGUUUUUGAUAAUGGAUAAGGUAUUAAAGGUGAAAUUGUUGAAUUAAUUGAAGAGGAAGCAGAAAUUUUAUUUUAAGACUCAAUUUAAUAUAAUUCAACUAAAUUAGGUUUAGGAUUAAGAAUAUCAAUGUUGCUUUCAAAAUAUUUAUAUAAAGAGUAAAAAUUCUAAAUAGAUUCAAAAUUUAAUUAAUACACAAAGAUAAGUUUUAGAUUAUCAAAAUUAAUUGAAAAUUGUUAAUUAGAUUUUUAGAUGGUUGGAUAAAAAUCUUAGCCUGAAAAACACUGUGAUUGUAGUAAAAUAUUGAUUGUUGAUGAUAUAAUUUGUAAUCACUUUGCUCUUUAAGUUUUAUUAAAGAAAUUUAAAUUGAAAACUGAUAGUGCUUACAAUGGAGAUUCAGCUAUUGAAUUAGUCGAAUAGAGAUUGAAAUAAAAAUGUUGCUAAACUUAUAGACUUAUUUUUAUGGAUAUUGAAAUGCCAUAAAAAAAUGGAUUUUAAGCAUCUUCGGAAGUAUUUAAUAAUUUCAUCCAUUUAGAUAUCAUAAAAAUUAAAAUCAAAAUCUCUUAAUGAUGAAUGCAUAAUUGCUAUGUAUUCUGCUUAUUCUGGGGAUGAAGAUGUUGUAAUAGCAAAGGAAUGUGGAAUGAAAGAACGAAUUUCAAAACCUACAGAUAUUUAAAAGCUAGAGUACAUUAUAAAUAAGUAUUUACUUUGA
Messenger RNA from Paramecium sonneborni, 2244 nucleotides. The record is from the annotation of a GenBank genome assembly. NCBI's taxonomy places the organism in Eukaryota, Ciliophora, Oligohymenophorea, Peniculida, Parameciidae.